AACCGAUUACUAUAUGUUUUUAGAUUCUCAAAAAUGAGGUAGAUAAUAAAAACUGUAUAUACCGAAAUAUUUUGGUUUCAUCGGUUCCUGCCAUGUCACCGUUCGAUAUAUUUCGCUUGAUUAUACCAAGUAAUCCUCUGCUAUCUGUGACACUGUUGCUGUGCUUUUUUAAUUAUUUAUUACUUCUGAUGAACUAUAAUUACAAGCAAGUUUGCUCAGACGAAACGUUUGCGUCUGAAGGGAGGAGCCGUCAAAGGAGAGGAGUAAACGACUUUGAUCAUUGGAAUGUUCAAGAAAAAAAUCAAUUCUGGGUUGUGGAAAUGGCAAAAUAUUCAACUUUCAACUGGGAAUCUGAGAUGGAACGGCUUUUCGAAAUUAUACCAGUGAUGGAAAUGAGAACAGAUAGCGUGACUCCAGAUGAUGCCGAAAGACAAAUCCCUAUUGAUCCCAAUGAGCCAACGCAAUGGGGCCAAAAUCUUUCAAAAAGUCACAAGUUGCCGCUUGUUACAGAAUAUACUAACGAAGAGCUUAUUGCUCUUGAAAUGAAAAGAAUUAAUAGUAACUUUACAAAUAUAUAUCAAAAUCUUAAUAAACAGAGCAAUUCAAAAUGGCAUUUGCUAAAAGAAAAUGCGUUAUUGAAUGGUUUACUGAAUUGCAGAGAAAUUUCGCAGCUAGAGUAUAGUCGAAAAGACCCGCGGAUUAAAUACAAUUUCCGUAGUUUGUCAAAAUGGAAAGGUGACAUCAAAAUUUCAUCCACUGUAAGCGUUCCAAUACUUCUAAGAAAUUUCGUCAAAAAGAAAACUCCACCAGAAUCAUCUAUAGAAAAGAUGAAUUAUCCCACGAUUGCAAGAAAAAGCGAUAAACAGUAUUUUGACAAAAGCUUUGAGCGUGCUAAAACUAAACUUCUUAAUCUGUUGAAAAUGCAAGGAUGGUAUGGAAUACCACGUUUGUAUGGAUUGUGUAUCACGUCAUCAAGUGGAGAUGACGUUACAGACGCAAUAUUAAAUCCAACUAAAGGAACGCCGAUGAAGGUCUCGGAUAAAAUCAGAUACAUAGUUGCAAGACACGAUGAAGGAACUACACUUUGUGAUUCCUAUUAUGCAUCGUUUGAAUGUCAGCGACUUCACCCAGUUAUGAGGUUGACGAAUACAAUGGAUAAACCGCCUCUGGCGGCAAUAACUAUAAUGUACAAUACCGCAAAGCUUUUUGAGCAAUUUUGGAAACACGGUGCUGUAUUAUAUGAUCUGCUCGGAACAGAUUUCAAAAUUGACUCGAAUUUAGAUGUCAUGAUAACGGAUACUAGUUCAGUAAAAUUUCUACCAAGAAAUGAAUGCUCAGAAAGUUCACAUAUACAGAGGUUGCUCUCGGAUACAAUAUGUACUGAAUCAACACAAUGUGAACUAGUUUCUUGGCAAACAAACUCUAUUUCUCUGAAACUCGGUAUGCACUGUGGAGAAGUGAGAGGUUAUUGUAAAAAGAACCGAUGUUGGGGAAUCGAUUCACACGUGCAUGCCUGUAUAUUAUCAAGAUGGUUUUUUACCAAACUUCAUGCUGUAAUUCCUACCUCUUGGUCACAUGAUGAGGACCUAAAUAAUCUUAUUCAGUGUGGAUCCAGUAACGCGCCAGAUGAAAGAUGUGAUUGGACUCAACUAAAAACGGGCCUAAAACAGAUAUAUGACAUUGCAAAGAAAGAAUGGGCUCCCAAAUAAAGAAAUCUGAAACGACGUGACUUCCAUAUACACGUCUUUUCAUUAACACAUUAAAUGAAAUUUCUUUCACGUAUACGUAAGUUUUUCUAAAAGAAGAUAGAAAUGACAAACUCAUAACAGAAACCACAUACCAUAUAUUUAAUUUAUAUACAAGCAAAAUACUUCGUUAAUUCGUGACUGUGUAUAACAUUAGGCGGUGUAACCUAAUAUUAUAAUUCAGCGUUAUUUCAACGUUAUCAAAUCUAUUGGCAGAUAAGUUGAUCAUUAUUGACAACGUAUUUUUGGCGAUGUAUCUUGCUUCAAUCACUCUUUCGCCAAAUAAAUAACUUUUGUCACUGCCGCACACUGUGUUUUAAGCAAUUUAGCCAUAUAUGAAUGCUUUCUCAUUAACUCAUUAGUCUCUGAUUGUAUUCUAAUUUAUAAUAUAUAUUUAUGAUUUUUUUUUCUUGGAAGAAAAAUGGGCGACAGGUACGACACGAUUGUGCCAUAAGUGCCGCAAGCAUAAUAUAAUAUUGAUAAGACAGACAAUGUAAAUGAAGUGAAGGUAACGUCUCUAAUGAAAAACACCACGAAGACAAUAUCAACAGUAGUUAGUUUAUGUCCCAGGAAGAAGUUGGUGAAUUCCAUGAUUUGGGCCAAUGAUAGGGUAGUCGACUCUUGUGAUAAUAUUUUACUCUCGAAGGGAACAGAAAAUUGCCCGACUUCUGCGGUUGUUAAUAACUAUAAAUAUACUUUGAAAUUGAUUGGGAGUUGGGCAGUGAAAGAAGAAUAUAUCAUAGUUCAAAUCUGAAAAUGAAAAAUCCAAACAAAACAAUAUAUACAUCAAUCAAAUAACGAAUAAUAAAUGUUUGAUUAAGUUAUAUAUAUCUUGUUUUGUCUGAAGGUAGACCAUGAUAUAUUACGAACUUAUUCUAAUUAGACGCUGUAAUCUGUUUCAAGCAGUCUUGUUGAAGCUACAUACAUAAGCAAUUCACAAUUUCCCAAUAUUCUCAGUUGCAAUUUUUAUUUGAGGAUUGUUCGUUAAAGAUAAGCUUUUACUUUCUACUACAUAAGAUUCACCGAAUGUUAACCAUUCAGUAGGGCCUAUGAAAUGUAUUUACGUAUUUACGUCCAAAUUAGGAAUUUCUGAAAGGAGUUUGAAACGUUGAAAAUUACAUCGUCAUUCCCAAAAUUCAUUCUUUAUCGUGGCUUUACAUUGUCGUUUCUAGUUUCGAUUGAGACAAAUUUUUAGUAAGAUAUUUUUUGGACCAAUA
Molecule: messenger RNA, 2962 nt
Organism: Styela clava
Lineage: Eukaryota; Metazoa; Chordata; Ascidiacea; Stolidobranchia; Styelidae
Source: RefSeq, a predicted model, not a curated record